UCACAGGGUCAGGGGCGAGGCCAGCGGGGGCCAAGAUGGCGCUGAACAGGAACCACUCGCAGGAGGGUGUUGUCGUCAUUCCCAAUGCCGAGAGUGUUCUCAAACAGUGUAAAGAUGUGGAGCUCUCCUUCAGUGACAUGACAGGCAAGCCGGAAGCCUUCAAAGGCACCAAGAAAGGGAUGCUGUAUCUCACCCCUUACAGGAUGAUCUUUGUGUCGAAGGGCAAGGAUCCUAUGCUGUCUUUCAUGAUGCCGUUUUAUUUGGUGAAGGGAUGCUCAAUCGAGCAGCCUAUUUUGUCUGCAAAUUACAUCAGAGGACAGAUUCAGGCUGAGGCAGGAGGUGGCUGGGAAGGGCAGGGGACAUUUAAACUAACUUUCAACAGUGGAGGAGCCAUUGAGUUUGGACAGCUGAUGUUCAAAGCUGCUUCUAGUGCUUCCAGUGGCAUUCAUCUCCAGAACCCUGGCUUUGGCUAUACACCUGUGCCUGGAGGGUAUGCACCUGCUCCACCUGCUCCAGGGGGUUAUUCACCUUUGCCAGGGGGUUAUGGUGUUCCUCCACAACCAAAUGGACAAUAUCCUUAUGCACCACCUCCGAUGAAUGCCUAUGGACCUGCCCCACAGCCUGCAGGAUACCCAUAUGCCCAGACUCCAGGUAUUUACCCACCACUUCCAAACAUGAACUCCAUGUAUGUGCCGCCUCCUCCCCCCUACUGUGGGCCACCUCCUGCAGGACCCUCAGCUCCCCCAGCCUGGGUGGGCCCGGGCAUGCCAGGGGACAGUAAGGCCAUGGAAGCUGCCUCCAGUGCAUACUACAACCCUGCCAACCCACACAAUGUGUACAUGCCCAUGGAUCAGCCACCUCCUUAUGCACCUCCUGAGGAUAAGAAGAACAACUAACAGAAGGAAAUUGCUGCCAGCCUCCCACAGUCUCUCUCUCCCUGAAGACAACGUGGCUGUCACUACCCCUCGGGUUAGCGUAUCUCUAGGUCUCUUUGUAUAUAUACAGUAUAUGUAGUGCUGGGCAGCUGAGCACCUGACCCUCCUUAAACAUUAAGUCAGUGGCAAUACAAGGUGGAACAACAGCAUUUUCCUGCUUGUUUGCUUUAUCUCAUGGGGUCGAAGCACUAACUUUUUGCUCUGCCAUUCGGCUUGAGGAGAGAGAUGGACAACUUGUUAAACCACCAGUAAGACCAUAUCACUAAUCUAGGACUAAAAUAUGAAGGCUCUGGGAUCUUGGAGUAAAAAUACUUGGAAUGCCAAACUUCUGACCUCUUUUGAAGCACCAUCCAAGGGGAAAGGUAUAAGAGAGCCAUGAGGUUCCUUUCAUAGACCCUUGGGUACCCCAGAAAGGUGUUGAAUUUCCUCAAAUUCUGUCACAGCUCAGCGUGAGAUGGGACUCUGGAAAUCCUGUUUCGUGCUGGAAGCGAGUGUUUCAUGUCCUGGUCUAACAGUCAUGGCGUGAUGAUUUUGGAAGUGGAUCCUAAGAGACAUUGAAGCUUUUGGCUGUGCAAGAGGUAGGGGGAUGGGCCCCGGCCAGCCUGCCUUUGAAGGCAUGGAAUAGAAAAGCAAACAAAGGUGUGCUGCAGGGCAGGGAGCUGAUAUCCGCAGGCCUGCAAAUCAGUGGUCCUUUCCCUCUCCUAGAAGCAGGUGGUCCCAUAUCCCUGCAAUGAUCCUGUGUCAAGCAGGCAUUCUUUAAGUCUAAUGGAGUCAAAUGGUGCUCAGGAGGCUCCUGGCAAAAUGUGUUACGUGAGGAGCAUGACCUGGCACUGCCUUUUCCCGGAGAUGGUCCCGCAGCCCUGGCUCCCUCUGCUGAGAGAGCUUGUGCUGCGUGCCAGCUCCACAGGGGAAAAACGGCCUCUUCCUUGGGCCACUGCAGCGUGGGUGCCCACAUCAGCAGCGUGGGUGGGGGGUGGGUGGACACUGGAAUACUGGAAUUGUGCUGUUUAGGGGGAGCAGUGCCCUCUUUCAGCUGGCAACCACUGCCUGGUGCGUGUGUUACUAACACUCAGGUCUCCUGCAGAGACCGGCUGCUCAGCCACAACCUUUCCUUCUUCCAUAGGACGUAGUGCCAUUAAACCUGCUUUGAAGAGAGUCUCUCUGGUCUAGGGGAGACCCUGGUGAUCCUUUAUAUAUAUAUGGGGAGAUGGCACUUCUUCCUGCCUUCAUGGUGAAGGGGAAGGAGUGCUUUCCCUCUUCCCUGAAUUCCAGGGUUCUCCCACAAGUCAGGCAUUCCUGACUUGAAUUGUGGAUUCCUAAAGGAGCUGUGUGUACGGGGAAGUAAAUUUCCUUAUCUAUAAAUACCUUUUGAGUCUGAUUUAGAAAUAUUCUAAUAAUUGUAUUUAAAACAAAAACACAAAUGUUUCUAAUUUUUUGAAUUGCACUUUAAUACAGGAGUGUUGCUACCUUUA
Calypte anna (Anna's hummingbird) is the source of this 2407-nucleotide messenger RNA. RefSeq names its product WBP2 N-terminal like (gene WBP2NL). Gene Ontology annotation, molecular function: chromatin DNA binding; transcription coactivator activity. The transcript has 8 exons. The coding region runs from base 36 to 896 and encodes 286 amino acids. Gene Ontology annotation, cellular component: nucleus. The record is from RefSeq and is a predicted model, not a curated record. Gene Ontology annotation, biological process: positive regulation of DNA-templated transcription. NCBI's taxonomy places the organism in Eukaryota, Metazoa, Chordata, Aves, Apodiformes, Trochilidae.